Molecule: messenger RNA, 1468 nt
Organism: Paramisgurnus dabryanus
Lineage: Eukaryota; Metazoa; Chordata; Actinopteri; Cypriniformes; Cobitidae
Gene: lnp1
Product: leukemia NUP98 fusion partner 1
Source: RefSeq, a predicted model, not a curated record
AUUCACUUAUUUAAAGACCUGGACGGAUGCUGUGUAUGCAUAUUUUGGGGUCAGCUUACAGCAGCAAAACCCAUACUUUGUGUUUACCUAACUUGAGGAAUUUUUAUCCUCACUGCUCCGCCCAGCCUAUCAUCCAGAGUCUGGAACUUACACAGCCAAAGCUCUGAGAGAGAUUUGCAGUUCAUCCAACAGCUCCAACCGCAGAAGCCUCAUCCGACCUGACAGCCAGACUCGGAUCAUCUCGCGGUCCAUCUUUUUUUCCUGGAGACGGGAGCUCCACGGAGAGCUCCACAUUUAAACCCCAAGCUGUCUCUUCGACUGCUUCCCGCGAUUAUUAUGGACUAUGAGGAGGACGAUGAUGGGAACUUCACCAAGUGGAUGAGCAGUUACUGGGGGCACGGGGUGAGGGAGGACCACGCCAAAGCAAGAAAGAGGAGCUUCGUGAGGCACUCUCGCAUCAGAGCUGACCGCCGUGCCUCUUUGCCCUGCGUGUCUCAGCUAGAAGCCAUGCAGAGUCAGAUGCAUGCUAACAGCCUGACCCAUGCUCACCUAAUGAGCCGUGAGGAGAAGGAGGUGCGCUCUCACCCUCGCGCCCGCCGUGUGUCUUCUGACGAAAAUCGAAGCAAAGUGGCAGGAUCUGAGUGUCACAUCCCCACCAUUCCAGAGCUCGCCGAGUCUUUAGAGAAGCGGCUACGUUUCCACAACCAGAAAGUGAUAUCAACAGUUGACACAAAUAGCUUAUGUCUUAUCUGCCAUGAUGAAUUAAGGAAUGGAAGAGGUGGUAUGCAAGACCUUCACUGCACCCAUUUCCAUAAAGAGGCAAAAUGGCUGGAACAUGACGCACGACCACGUAGCGGGAGUUCUGCGGCCGCAUGCGAGCGGGGGAGUGAGAUGCCAUUCUGCCACGGACAGGAGGAAUAUCGCUUACCCCGUCGCCAACUGUCUUUACGUAGACAGCGUUGAUUGUAUCCAGUGUAAGGGCUUUGGUUUGAAAAAUACCAUAUGUACAUACCAACAAUAACAUUUAUAAAGUAAUCAGAAACAUUGAAUUGUUGGAUUAAAUAUGUCUUUAACUUCACACUACUUUGUUUAGUAAUCAACAGGUGACUUUGUUUGCUGUAAAAAUUGUUGUAUUAGUAAACUGUCAAUUAUUUAACUUAAAUUAAACUCAUCUGAUGUUAUUGUACAGUAUAUAAAGUAAUUGUGUUUAUCAUUGUAAAGUGCUAUUUGGAUCAAAACUGUGACUAUUAUUAAAAAUGCAUGUUGAUUUUAUUUUAUGAAUACUGUAUACAAUUCAAAUAUAAAUGCGACUUGUAAAGAUGUUAAUGUAUUGAUUUUUCAGUUCACAUGUCCAGAGUCACUGUUGUUGAUAUACAAUAGCUUGCUAAAUGUACAUGCUGGAAAUUAGCUGGUGGCUUAUCAGGCCACUGUAAUGGAAAUCAAUGCCAGUCCAAAAUUCUGCUUCACA